This is a messenger RNA of Branchiostoma belcheri (Belcher's lancelet), 882 nucleotides long. RefSeq lists its product as uncharacterized. The transcript has 4 exons. Gene Ontology annotation, cellular component: cytoplasm. NCBI's taxonomy places the organism in Eukaryota, Metazoa, Chordata, Leptocardii, Amphioxiformes, Branchiostomatidae. Gene Ontology annotation, biological process: apoptotic process; proteolysis. The record is from RefSeq and is a predicted model, not a curated record. The coding region runs from base 1 to 882 and encodes 293 amino acids.
AUGCCUUCCACAGUUGUAGUUCUUUUGGUUAGUGACGAAUACUGCACGUCGAAGGGCGGAAUCUCCACCAUCAACCUAGACAUCGCGCGUAAGCUCACCGCCGCCGGCGCCCUGGUCUACGUCACCGUGUUGACGGCAAGUCAAGAAGAUGAGAAGGAUGCAGAACGAGACAGAGUGAUACUCCUUAAACCUGUUCUUGAUCCCAGCAGCAGCAUGAAGCCGUCCUUAGAGUGGCUGACCGUGUACCACAAACACCACUUUCCUCAUCUUCCGGCAACUAUCAGCUGCAUCGUGGGCCAUGUCCCCAUCACAAGCACGGCAGCGAGAAGGAUCAAAGAAGAGCGAUUCCAACAAGCCAAACUCGCCAUGUUCGGUCACGUCAUGCCAGAGGAGACGGAGCCCUACAAGAGUGACGAGAAGGCCCUGGGUGUGGGGAAGAAGGAAGCCAGCAUCCAGAACGACAUUGGUAAGGCUGAUGUCGUCUUCUCGGUAGGAGCGCGCAUUUACCGCCACUACGCCAGGUUCCUCCGUCAGCGUCACGUGGAUCACCACAUUUUCCUACCCGAGCCUUCAAAGGUGUUCAGUGAUGCAAAUGUGAUCUUUGGUGAAGAAGAUAACGUCCAAAAGCCAGAGAGAGUGAUUCUGUCCAUCGGCAGGGUGCGGAAUGUGGAGAGGCUGAAAGAGAAGUGGGCAGACUGCAUCGAGGAUUUCAUCACAAAUGCCAAGUCAGAGUUUGCGGAAGCUCGCGCUUUCAAGCAGAAACUGCUGGCCUCCAAGUACUGGGAAGAGUCUCAUCAGAAGUUCCUGCACGCUUGUGGCAUCUCUGACGACUCCAGUACCCAAGCACAAGGAGGAGGUGCUGAGGCUGAUGACUCGGACUGA